AUGAGUCAAGAGAAUCAAGAAGGAGAGAAAAGGAAGUAUACUGAAGAAGAAAUCGAUGAAUUAGGUAUUCCUUACGCUUAUAAAGACUCAUGCGUUGAUUUCUUGGUUGAAUACAGGUUCUGAGUAAAGACAGAUAAGUGGAGCUUCCUCCCUUUCUCAGGAAAAUACGGAUCAUGCAAGAAAUUAUACGACAGAUGGAUGAAGUGACAAUCUAAUAGAGAGUUUAUGAUUACUCAAGAGAUGAAAGCUAAAGAAAGACAUGGAUAAUUAUUAAGGAUUAAAAUUCAAUAUG
This is a messenger RNA of Moneuplotes crassus, 292 nucleotides long. The record is from the annotation of a GenBank genome assembly. NCBI's taxonomy places the organism in Eukaryota, Ciliophora, Spirotrichea, Euplotida, Euplotidae.